AUGGAAGUGAUUCCCAGUUCUGGCGUAAAUUGUAUUGGAGAAUCUAAUUGCCCCAAGCAGGGAUCAAACGCAUCUAUCAAGUGUGAUGGAAUAUCAGACUGCACUGAAGACAUCGUACCAGUUAAAGCAGCAGAGCUCAAAGUUGAUGACUUAACGCUUGAUGCAGGAAGGCCUCUCGAAGAGAGAGACGGUGGAGAUCAAUUUAUUGUCCAAGGAGUCCCUGCUUCAGAUGGCUGCUAUAAUGGAGAUGCAUAUUAUGAUUCUGAUGUUGAUGGACAAAAUUUAUCUUGUGAUUCCCGUAAUUCUGCAGAUGACAACUUAGAUAAACGAGGUGAUUUAGCAGGACCAAACCCUGUCUCUGACAACUCCCAGUUCACUUUGGAUACAGCUGAAAGUGUGCUGCCGCCUAAAAACCAGGAGGGAGAAUCAUCUAAUUUAGAAAUCCGCCUAGAACAAGACGAACCUGUAGCAGUGUGGGUGAAGUGGAGAGGGAAGUGGCAACCAGGAAUUAGAUGCGCAAGAGUGGACUGGCCAUUUUCGACUUUGAAAGCAAAACCAACUCAUGACAGGAAACAGUAUCUUGUAAUCUUCUUUCCUCGCACAAGAAAUUAUUCUUGGGCAGAUGUACAGCUAGUUCGUCCAAUCAGUGAAUUUCCGCAGCCCAUUGCCUAUAAGACACACAAAGUUGGUGCGAAGACAGUCAAAGAUUUGACUCUUGCCCAUCGGUUCAUCAUGCAAAAACUGGCUGUUGGCUUGUUAAAUAUUCUUGAUCAAUUAACUCGCGAGGGUUUGGUAGAGACUGUUCGUAAUGUGACGGUUUUGAAAGAAUUUGCAAUGGAGGCUUCCCGCUGUAAAGGUUAUUAUGAUCUUGGAAGGAUGCUUGUGAAACUUCAGAAUAUGAUACUGCAGCACUGCUUAAGUUCAAAUUGGCUACAAGAUUCUUUGCAGUCUUGGGUGCAACGAUGCCAUGAUGCAAGUAGUGCUGAAUGCAUUGAAAUUCUGAAAGAUGAAUUGGCUGAUUCUAUCAUUUGGAAGGAGGUAAACUCACUAGCAAAUGCAGCAGCACCAGUCGAGCUGGGCUCUGAGUGGAAGAGCUGGAAACAUGAUGUUAUGAAAUGGUUUUCAAUCUCGAAUCCAAUAUCCACUGGUGGAGGCUCAGACCAAUCAAUUAAUGAUAGUCCAUCUUCCAUGGAGCUUCUACUGUGCAGGAAGAGGCCAAAGCUUGAAGUUCGCCGUGCUGAUUCACAUGCAUCACAUGCGGACAUUCCGAGUUUUCAUCAGGCUGUUCCUGUGGAAAUUGACUCUAGUUUCUUUAAUGGCUGUGAUGUUGUAAACAUUGCAUCAUUAGGUUCUGUGCUUCCAAAGCAUGAAAUUUCUAUGGCAGACACUGCUCUGGCAGGGUCUUCGAAUUGCAUGGCUAACAAAUUGGAUAACAUAGUUGUUGAGGCUGCAAACACGGAGGGCAUUCAGUCUAAAGACGUGGAGUUGACUCCUGUUAAUGUUACCCAGAAGUCCUUAGACCCUGGAAGUCAUAAUCGACAAUGUGCUGCUUUUAUUGAAGCUAAAGGAAGGCAAUGUGUGAGGUAUGCCAGCGAAGGGGAUGUCUAUUGUUGUGUGCAUUUGGCUUCUCGUUUUGUUGGGAAUUCAGUAAAAGCGGAAGCAACGCCUCCUGCUGACUUACCAAUGUGUGAAGGUACCACUGUUCUUGGUACUAAAUGCAAACAUAGAGCUCUAACUGGAACUUCUUUCUGUAAGAAACAUAGGCCUCACACUGGUAAAGAAAUGACCCCUCCCGGUGAUAGACUUAAAAGGAGGCAUGAGGAAAGUUUCAUGAGUUCAGAGGUUAAAUAUCCUCCAAAUAUUGUACAUGCUGGAGAAGUUGAAACUUCUGCUCGAGUAGAUCCAUCAUCUUUAAUGAGAAAAGGAGCCCUCCAUGAAAUCAGCUUACUUGAGAUGCCUGAUCAGUCACAACAAGAGCAUAAAAGUGAUGACAUGGUUCACUGCAUUGGGAGUAGUAGCGAACCCUGCUUAGAAAGUCCUAAACGGCAUUCACUAUACUGCGACACACACCUACCAAGCUGGCUCAAACGUGCAAGAAAUGGCAAGAGCAGGAUAGUAUCAAAGGAAGUGUUUAUGGAGCUCUUGAAAUAUUGUGGUUCAAGGGAGAAAAAAUUGCACUUGCACCAAGCCUGUGAACUCUUUUACAGGCUUUUCAAAAGUAUCCUAUCUUUGAGAAACCCAGUUCCAAAGGAAGUUCAAUUUCAGUGGGCCAUUUCUGAAGCAUCCAAAGAUAUUAGAGUAGGGGAGUUCUUGAUGAAGCUGGUAUGCAGUGAAAAGGAGAGGCUGAAGAAGCUCUGGCGAUUUUCAGAUAACCAAAACGUGCAAGCUUCAUCUAUUGAGGAAUCCGUUUCUAAUCCUAUUCUGGUCUGUAAUGAUAAGGAUCAAGACAGUGAAAAUGUCAUCAAGUGCAAAAUCUGCUCAGAUAAGUUUCUUGAUGACCAAGCAUUAGGGACACACUGGAUGGAUAGUCAUAAAAAGGAAGCUCAAUGGCUCUUCAGGGGUUAUGUUUGUGCAAUCUGCCUGGAUUCUUUUACUAAUAAAAAAGUCUUGGAAACUCAUGUUCAGGAGAGGCACCACGUGCAAUUUGUUGAACAGUGCAUGCUUUUGCAGUGCAUUCCUUGUGCUAGUCAUUUUGGGAAUCCGGAGCAGUUAUGGUUGCACGUGCUCUCUGUUCAUACUUCCAACUUAAAGCUGUCAAAUGCUGCUCAAAUGCAAGACCAAGGAUCUUGGCAGAGAGUUGAGCCUAAUAAGUCAGAUCCUGCAGAAAAUAUGAAUUCUGAGAGUCAGUCAGGUAUCCGGAGAUAUACUUGCAGGUUUUGUGGAUUAAAGUUUGAUUUGCUACCUGAUCUUGGACGCCAUCAUCAAGCUGCUCAUAUGGGACCAACUUCCAUUGGUCCUCACCUGACAAAGAAGGGGAUUCAAUUUUAUGCACAAAAAUUGAAAUCAGGGAGACUUACUCGUCCUCGAUUUAAAAAAGGUUUAAAUUCGGUAUCAUAUAGGAUUAGGAACAAAAGUGUGCAAAAUUUGAAAAAACGCGUGCAGGCAUCAAUUUCAAUUAGCCCAGCUGAAAUUACAGUAAAAUCUCAUGCAACUGAGGCUGCCAAUCUCGGUGGAUUAGUGGAUACUCAAUGUUUAGCUGUGGCAAAGCUAUUGUUUUCUGAAAUUAAGAAAACAGAACCACGGCCAAGUAACUCGGAGAUUUUAUUAAUUGCCCGCUCUGCUUGUUGCAAGCUAAGCCUGCAAGCGUUGCUGGAGACAAAAUAUGGAAUAAUUCCAGAACAGGUAUACCUGAAAGCUGCCAAACUGUGCAGUGAGCAUAACAUUCCAGUGGAAUGGCACAAAGAGAGUUUCAUUUGUCCCAAAGGGUGCACACCAACUGAAAGACCACCCCUACCAUCUCUGGCAGUGCACACAGCAGACAGUAUAGUCAAGAUAAAAAAUGCUGUUACUUCAAACUUUGGAACCAAUGAGUGGACAAUGGACGAGUCUCACUGUGUUAUUGAUUCCCGACAUUUCACACAGGAUCUUACAGAGAGAAAUAUUAUUUUAUGUGAUGACAUAAGUUUCGGACAGGAAUCAGUUCCAAUAGCAUGUGUGGUGGAUGAAAGUCUUUUGAAUGCAGAUGCGUCUGAUGGCCAAAUUACUGAAUAUUCCUUUCCUUGGGAGAGCUUCACCUAUGUUACAAAGCCGUUGCACGAUCAAUCCCUUGUACUUGAAGCAGAGAGUUCUCAACUGGCGUGUUCUUGUGCAUAUUCAAGGUGCUCUUCUGAAAUGUGCGACCAUGUGUAUCUUUUUGACAAUGAUUAUGAAGAUGCAAAAGACAUAUAUGGCAAGCCCAUGCAUGGCAGGUUUCCCUAUGAUGAGAGAGGUCGAAUUAUUCUUGAGGAGGGCUACCUAGUUUAUGAAUGCAAUCAGAGAUGCUGCUGCAGUAAAACUUGUCAGAAUAGGGUUUUGCAAAAUGGAGUGCAAGUGAAAUUGGAAAUAUUCAAGACAGAGAAAAAGGGUUGGGCAGUAAGAGCAAGAGAAGCAAUACUUCGUGGCUCCUUUGUAUGCGAGUAUAUUGGGGAGGUCAUAGAUGAACAAGAAGCAAACAAGAGAUGCAAUAGGUAUGACAAAGAAAGUUGCAGGUAUUUUUAUGAGAUCGAUGCUCAUAUUAAUGAUGUGAGCAGAUUGAUAGAUGGGCCAGUUCCAUAUGUGAUUGAUGCGACAAAUUAUGGAAACAUUUCACGUUUUAUUAAUCACAGUUGCUCGCCAAAUCUCGUGAAUCACCAAGUUCUUGUGGAAAGCAUGGAUAGUCAUCUUGCACACAUUGGUCUCUACACCGUUCGAGAUAUAGCUGUAGGCGAAGAGUUGACUUAUGAUUUCCGCUACAAGCUAUUGCCUGGAGAUGGAUGUCCAUGCCUAUGUGGAUCUUCCAAUUGCCGAGGGAGGCUUUAUUAA
This is a messenger RNA of Fraxinus pennsylvanica, 4500 nucleotides long. The record is from the annotation of a GenBank genome assembly. NCBI's taxonomy places the organism in Eukaryota, Viridiplantae, Streptophyta, Magnoliopsida, Lamiales, Oleaceae.